CAUCACAUUGCAACCCUAGCAAACAAAAAAGAAAAACACCUUGUUUUCAAUUUUCAAAAUGAAUCUCAACAUUGUGUUCUCUCUUGCAUUCAUCUGCAUUGUUAUCGCCGGUGUCGUAGGCCAGUCGCCUUCACCGGCACCAGCCCCCGCUGGUUCUUCUCCAGCUUCAUCUCCCACAUCACCAACCCCAUCUCCUAACCCUAAUGCGCCUUCACCGGCCCCAUUUUCAUCUCCAACACCAGCCCCCGCUAGCACUUCACCGGCCCCAUCUCCUUCCAACCCUCCCUCACAUGCACCUUCACCAUCGCCACUUUCAUCUCCGACACCAGCCCCCGCUCCAUCUACUUCCAACCAUAAUGCACCUGCUCCAGUCACCAAUCCAUCGGCACCAUCUCCUCAAAGAUCUCCACCCAGUCCAACUCAAGGAAACUCACCUCCAUCGGCUACUUCGAAAACUCUAGCCCCACCACCUUCGAAGGGGAAGAAAAUCUUUGGAAAGAAGAUUGUGUCGCGAGAAAAUUCUGAUAGACUUAAUGUUGUUCCACGCGCCACCAUUGAUGAUGGACUUGGUUUGUUAACUCUCGAGUUAAAGAAAAGUAAGAAACCUAUACCUUAG
This is a messenger RNA of Medicago truncatula (barrel medic), 616 nucleotides long. Its product is annotated as vegetative cell wall protein gp1-like. Bases 59 to 616 code for a protein of 185 amino acids. The record is from RefSeq and is a predicted model, not a curated record. The transcript is spliced from 2 exons. NCBI's taxonomy places the organism in Eukaryota, Viridiplantae, Streptophyta, Magnoliopsida, Fabales, Fabaceae.